AUGCAAUGGAUACAAGAAGUCAACCCGUCAGAAUUGGGAGUUAUUCAUCUGCGUUCUGGCAAGCGUGGUAUCGUGCCAAACAGUUUAGUCCAACUUGAUAAAGAAACUCCGCUUCGAUUGGCUGAAAACAACCGUGGUAAAAUACAGCAAUAUCUGAUGCAUUAUAAUGUACAGGGUGCUUAUCUUAUUCGAUACAGUACUAGUGAACCAAAAGGUUUUGUGUUAAGUAUCUUACAACCAAAUAAAGAUUAUAAUACUUUACAUUGGCAUUGUGUUAUUCAUAUUAAACCAUCGGAUAAUCGCUUUUAUUUUUCAAAAGAAAAGUCACUUGAAGAACUCGAUUUCUCAUCAUUUCAUGAACUUAUUGCUAAUGAAACUGUGCGUAGUGUUAUUCCUCUUACUGGAAUUUUACCUCUACCAAUUGAUUUUGAACAAGAAAUUGGAAAACGACGAUUUAAUGAAUUAGAAAUCGGUGAGGAAAUUGGUAAUGGCAAGUUUGGUAUAGUUUCGCGUGGUGUCUGA
Messenger RNA from Rotaria socialis, 522 nucleotides. The record is from the annotation of a GenBank genome assembly. Lineage: Eukaryota; Metazoa; Rotifera; Eurotatoria; Philodinida; Philodinidae.